AUUAUUGAUCACAAUGCUCAGAAAUUGGACACAAUGUAAUAUACAAACUAUGAAAAUGCACGAAAUGGACCUCAUAUAAAUGAAUUCAUUUAAUUUGUAACGAUUAUUGUAUACGUGCUUAGUUUUGUUUACUUAUUCGGGCUUUACUCUCGUGUCUUGUUUGCUGUAUUGUUAGGAUUUUAACUGGUUUUAUUGCAGAGGUUGAAGGUCUAUGGUUGUAUCCUUUCGCGUAAAUGGAUUCGUGGAGAGAAGUGAGUAACCCCCUUUUCCUCCCCAAUCUUUGUUUAUGUAGUAAUAUACAUAUUUUCGUAAAGGUAUUAUGUUGGUCUCUCUGUGCUGAUUGGUGCCCAGGUUGGUGAGUGAACGCCCUGCGAUUAUGUCAGAUUGCGUGCAGACCAAACCAGCCCAGCCUUUGAACUUCACCGCUUUUGGCUCUCAUUCACCAGCUUUUCCUCAUUUCCAAGCCAGGUGGUUUGCAAGGCGAGACACCUCCAGGAAAAACACAAAUACUUUCAGACCAAUCGACGCCGGGACUUGCACACCUCGGUGGAUCUUGCGCGCGUGGCUGUUUUUCCUCGCUUCCUUUCGCGCUGAUUCUGAAACUGAAGAAUCAAACGCUGGAUUUUUAUUUAUUUAUUUUUUCCAUAUUCUGUACACACUGCUCAUUCGAUAACUGGUAUGAGCAGCGGCUAUCUUCAGGACAGGUGAAUACAUUUUCUGGUUGGUUUAGCAACUCUCAUUAUUAUUGUAAAGAGGACUAAACGUGAGCUCUUAAAAUGUCAAAGCCGGUAGAUCACAUCAAGAGACCCAUGAACGCCUUCAUGGUUUGGUCCCGGGGCCAGAGGAGAAAAAUGGCACAGGAGAAUCCCAAAAUGCACAACUCAGAAAUCAGCAAAAGACUUGGCGCAGAGUGGAAGCUGCUUUCAGAAUCUGAGAAGCGACCAUAUAUUGACGAGGCGAAAAGACUGCGAGCACAGCACAUGAAAGAACACCCUGACUACAAAUACAGACCAAGACGCAAGCCCAAGAAUUUACUCAAGAAAGACAGGUACGUCUUUCCCCUUCCCUACCUUGGGGACACGGAUCAUUUGAAAGGACUUCCUGUAUCUGCCACGGACACUCUUCUGGGAUCCUCAGAAAAAGCCAGAGCGUUCCUGCCGCCGACAUCGGCACCUUACUCUUUCCUCGACCCUAGCCAGUUCAGUUCUAGUGCAAUUCAGAAGAUGACAGAGAUGCCCCACACUUUGGCCACCAGCACUUUGCCAUAUGCGUCUUCGCUAGGAUACCAGAAUGGCGCUUUUGGAAGCUUGGGCUGUCCGAGUCAGCACACCCACACUCACCCAUCACCGACAAACCCUGGGUACGUCGUACCUUGUAACUGUACUGCCUGGUCAGCGUCGAGUUUACAGCCCCCGGUUGCCUACAUACUUUUCCCGGGUAUGACCAAAACUGGUAUAGACCCCUACUCUUCAGCACAUGCAGCUGCUAUGUAACGCGAAAAAAAUCAAAACAGACUAAUUUCUCUUGAAUACAGCAAUGCAUGUAAAUAAGGACAUCGAGUCAAGAAAAAUGAUAAAACUAAGUGAAGCCGUGGACUUCUGUUUUAAAGGAAAACGAACUGAAACUUUUUACGAUCACAAACAGGACGUUUCUACAAAGACCUCCGCACGGAACUUGGAAUACCUGUAAGGCAGGUGCCCUGUGAACUCUAAGAAUUGUAAAUGUUAAAACGUUUAUUAAUGGCCACCGACGAGGUGGUCUUUAAGUUUAUUUAUUAUGUGCAUUUUGAUGCUAUGACAAACAAUUUUGUUUAAUUAUUAAUAUUAUAAUAAUCUUAUUUUCAAGACACUUUGGUUUGCACAAUUAAGAAGUUCUUGUCUCCUGUAAAAUGGAAUGAUUUUUGGCACUCAGAAUUUAAAAGAUGAUUAGAUGAGAAUUAGGACCUCUGAGUAAAAAGCGGGAUAUAUUGUUUAUAUUUAUUAAACAGACGCAUAAAAUUAGAUUGUUUAUUUAAAAUAACAAAUGGAAAAUUAUAUACUUUCUAUUAUUUUCAUUUUCAUAUUUUUUCUGUGGUCCAGUGCUAAUAGUAAAACGUUUAUUUGAUUUUAGAAAGAACUUCAAAUAUGAAGUCAGGCAGUUAAUGUUGUAUUUUCAUCUGAGAAGGUAAUUUAACCUGUCAUGUCAUGGAAAGGAAAUGUAUCCAGAAGGAUGUUACCUCGUUUCUCUGUUCAUUUGCCGAGCAAAGACAUUUUGAAUAAAGACAAUCUGUCUUCAAAAA
Messenger RNA from Anguilla rostrata (American eel), 2278 nucleotides. It is a transcript of the gene sox14, whose product is annotated as SRY-box transcription factor 14. The coding region runs from base 777 to 1493 and encodes 238 amino acids. The record is from RefSeq and is a predicted model, not a curated record. Gene Ontology annotation, molecular function: RNA polymerase II cis-regulatory region sequence-specific DNA binding; DNA-binding transcription factor activity, RNA polymerase II-specific. Lineage: Eukaryota; Metazoa; Chordata; Actinopteri; Anguilliformes; Anguillidae. Gene Ontology annotation, biological process: regulation of DNA-templated transcription; anatomical structure morphogenesis; cell differentiation. The transcript has a single exon.